AUGUCCACCGAUCCCAAGUUCGACGACCUCCACAAAGGUCUAUUUGAAGAAGGCCUCAAAGUCCGUCGCGCCGUCGUCGGCGAAGCCUACGUUGACAAGGCUCUAGAGAACGGCUCAACUGAAUUCUCCCGAGCUGGCCAAGAACACAUUACUGAAUGGGCCUGGGGAACCGUUUGGACAAGGCCGGGCCUUGAACGAAGAGAUCGCAGUCUUCUCAAUAUCGGCAUGCUGAUGGCUCUCAACCGUGGACCUGAGCUGGCUGUUCAUAUUCGGGGAGCUCGCAAUAACGGUCUGAGUGAGCUCGAGAUCCGUGAGGCUAUUAUACAUGCUACUGUCUAUUGUGGUGCUCCGGCUGGGGUCGAUGCUAUGAAAAUUGCUGAGCGGGUGUUGAAUGAGAUGGCGGAGAACGGGGAAAUGCCGCGUCAACUAGGAGCUAAAGUGAAGAACUGA
Penicillium pulvis is the source of this 450-nucleotide messenger RNA. Its product is annotated as CMD-domain-containing protein. NCBI's taxonomy places the organism in Eukaryota, Fungi, Ascomycota, Eurotiomycetes, Eurotiales, Aspergillaceae. Gene Ontology annotation, molecular function: peroxiredoxin activity. Bases 1 to 450 code for a protein of 149 amino acids. The record is from RefSeq and is a predicted model, not a curated record. The transcript has a single exon.